This is a messenger RNA of Protopterus annectens (West African lungfish), 2259 nucleotides long. It is a transcript of the gene TMEM177, whose product is annotated as transmembrane protein 177. The record is from RefSeq and is a predicted model, not a curated record. Lineage: Eukaryota; Metazoa; Chordata; Ceratodontiformes; Protopteridae. The coding region runs from base 672 to 1598 and encodes 308 amino acids. The transcript is spliced from 4 exons.
UGGGUUUGCGAAAGAGUAACCUAGAUGCCAUGUUCCUCUAUGGCUAAAGGCACCAUUUGCCCUCUGUAUUUUCUAUAACUUGCUUUCUCUCCUAUCGUGACUAAUCCUUUUCCUGCAGUUCUGUUCCUGACACACUAAAACUACUUCUUUUACUUUCCUACAAAAACACUCACCUUUUUGCCUGAUUGUCCCUGUAGCCUUCCCAGAACUAGACCAGUAACUAUUUUAUAACAUUGUCUCGCACUAGGCUACUGACAAGCUAGAGUUAAUCCUUCAACCCUCGUUCUAAUUCCCAUAAUGCAUUGCAUCAUUUGAAACUUCUACCGGCGUUUCGCCCCAUCUUUCUUCCCCCCUGUUUUCUUAGCUAUCUAUAUCAGCAUUUUUGGUCCUAUGGUGUGCUAGCCUGCAAGUCAUUCUUUAAGGUAUGGCAAAACUAUGUUGUAUUUCCAGAUUUGAGCCUGUGAUGUACUACCAGAUUUGAGCCUUAUUUAGUCAUUCAUUACGGCAUUUUUGCGUAAACAGUGUUAGUGAACAUUUGAUGUGGAAUGUCCUUGCAUAACACUCGACUUCUUUCCUCAAGAAUUCUGGCUGUAGCAAAAAAUAAUGGGGAAGGACAAAAUCAGGGAUAAUUUGUAAACUGGAGUAUAUUAAAGCCCUCAUUUUCAGCCACAAUGAGUCCUUUUUUUAGGAAACUAUCCAUUUUUGUUCAGAAGUACCGAGCAUAUUUCCUUGUUGUGUCCUGUGGGGGAGUAUUUGUUAUAAAUGUUUCUUAUCACAUCUUUCCAGUGAAGACGUACAAAGCAUUAUACCAGGCCUAUUUCAAAGGACAGCCAGCAGCACUUUCAGAAAAGCUACAGGAGACCUUUCAAAGUGUUUUAAAAGAUGUUGAUGUAAAGUCCCCAGAGAAGUACAGUGCUUUUGCAGCCUUUGGUUUUCAUCCUGUGAGUGCUGGGAUUCCUUGGAUGCCAAGUGGAGUUCUUGUUGGGAUUCCUGCCAAUUUUAAUUGUACCACAGAGAGCUCAAAAGGACUUACAGACCAUACUGUCAUGAUGAAUGGAAAGGAAUUGCAGUGGAACAGUGAUACUGGAAAGGUUUUAAAAGAUGCACUGACAUUUUCAUGUAAGGCACAGAAGUUUGCAGUUGCAAGAGAGGUUUUAUACUUAAAGGAUAAUAGUCCUGUCCUGCAUGCAUUGGUAGCACCUGUGUGCUUGGCCAGUACAUGUUUGUCUGGCUUGGCUUUCCAACAGAUGUUAAGCAUACAUUCUGGCCCUAUAGUCUUUCGUGGACUGUAUAAUUUAGCAGUGGCAGUAGUAGGAAUUUGUAGCUAUUUCCUUGUAUGUGAUACUGUUGGUCACUGGCUAGAUUACAGAGCAGAUAGAAAAGCAGCUGUAAUUUCUAAAGAUUAUGCUAAAGGUGGCAUUGAGUUCUAUGACAAAAUCUUGCUCCGUAAUAGGAUUUUCCGGAAUUUGAUGGGUAAAAACGGUGAGGAGAUGUACUCUGCUUGUGGUAAUCUGUUUCCAAAACAUUGGUUCCGUUUGAAGCAUGCUCCUUACACUUCUAGAAAAGAAAUUAUUUUAAAAAUGAUGAAAGAUCAAUAAUCUUAUCCUUAUUUGUAUAUUGCCCGAGAGUCUUGUCUUCUCAUUAAUCUUUCUCCUCCUUCACUGUCAUCUUUCGGUUUUAUCGAGAAAAUUGUUAACAGUAAAGAGCAGUAACAUUAAUAAAAGGAAUUCCAUCGAGCAUUUUAUUUAAAAUGACCACUGAUGGUAAACAGAAGAGUGUGAUAAAAAAAAGCAGUACGUUACAGGCUUCAUGGCUUGGAGGGAAAAGCCCUGACUGUUCCCAACCAUCUCAGGCAUUAGAAGAAUUACCUGGGAAGGAGUUGCAGGACUGAGCAGUCAGUACCAGCUUGCUCAUCCUGAAGAAGGGGGUAAGAAUACUCCAAGUACCACCUGACAAUUGACUGACUGGCAGUUUUUCUUGUAUUCCACCAAAGGAACCGUUAGGCCCCGACUCCGGAAAGAAAGUCUAUACCAAAAAAACAACUGAGAAUCAGUUAAAACCACAGGAUAUAGUCACCUUAAUAUUCAGUUGAACAGCACUUUUAAACACACAAAGUUCAAAUUCAGGGUGCUUUUCGUACUAAACCAACUUAAAGCAGGACGUCAUCAGAAAGAAUUAGAGCACUUCUGAAGACAUUCUUAAGCAUCUUUAACAUUUUAUAUUUUUAGGUUCAUAGGUGUGUACUAGUCUAAUGGCCCU